This is a messenger RNA of Osmerus eperlanus (European smelt), 3896 nucleotides long. RefSeq names its product ankyrin repeat and MYND domain containing 1 (gene ankmy1). The record is from RefSeq and is a predicted model, not a curated record. Gene Ontology annotation, molecular function: protein binding. The transcript has 18 exons. Lineage: Eukaryota; Metazoa; Chordata; Actinopteri; Osmeriformes; Osmeridae. Bases 545 to 3838 code for a protein of 1097 amino acids.
CUUGUCUCUUCUCCUCUCCCCUCUCCUCUCCUCUCUCCUAUCCUCUCCUUUCACUUCACGUGUGUAGGGACAGUUUGAAUUAUUUCCUAAACGGCCCCUCAUAGAUUGUCUUGGCAGAAUCAGGGCAAUGGAAGCUCCGUAAAGGAGUUUUUCACCAUGAGGCGCCGCAGUUGUCAGGGAAAGCUGUCACCGUUCGAAACAUUGCUUAGAGACUCGGCAGUCACCAAUGAACAUACCUGCUUAAUUUGUACAUGUCUGGCGUUUCAAACCAAAGGAUUUAUGACAAACUUCGCAAACUUCUCUUGCUGUUUAUUUCACAAAUGCCAGGAGCUCUCCAACAAUGUGCCGGCUGGUUUGUGAAUGAUUAAAUACAAGUUUCCUUCCAUGGUUGUCAGGGCAACCUUCACUGACAAGCUGACGGUGGAGUACAACAGAAACGCUAGCGGACUUGUUUUUUUAUUUGCUAAAAUUAUGCAUGCAGCCUGCAGACUGUUUAAUAGUUAAGACUCUUCUUGGUCUAUUCUAAGAAUACGCUCUAACAAUAAUGACAACACUUCCAAGUGUUGAACCGAAAGCUCCUGUCCAGUGUGAACCACGGGCAGGUGGUAACGAGCGCACACUAAGUUACCUAGGUCGACUAGAUGGAUGUGCGAAGCGAAACGGACCCGGGGUUCAGAAAUGGUCUGACGGAUCCAAAUAUGAAGGGGAAUUUCUCAAAGAUUUAAAGCACGGCUCAGGAACAUUCACCUGGGCAAACGGAGAGUUUUACCAGGGCACAUUCUACAAAGAUUAUCGUCAUGGCAAAGGGACCUAUACCUGGCGGGGAGGCCACAAGUUUGUUGGGAAGUUCUAUUUGAACAGAAAGGAGGGCUAUGGGCUGCAAGUCUUCCCUGACGGAUCCACAUUCCAGGGCCUGUACCAUGCAGACGAGCGCUUUGGUCCAGGGGUCAUGACCUACCCGGACGGCCGUCAGGACGUGGGUCUGUGGCACCGGGAGAGGCUCCUCCGCCUCUGCACCUCCCUGGAGGGUGGCUUCACCCUCCGAGACUUCCCUGAGCACUACAUUCCCCUCUCUGUCGCCAAGGCUGAGCCCUGGAACCAGAAUCCGUACCACGCCCUCUCGCUCUUGCGGGACGAGCGCUUCAUUCUGCCCCCAGACAUCGAGUGCUACUCCACGGACUCGGACCACCUGCCCAUCCCCUGGGGCCUGCGCAGGGAGCUGGACCACAUGUUCUUCGGAGAGAACUGCGAAGGGCCGGACACCGACCCGGCGGCCAUCGCUGCUCUCCCCCUGCAGCGGCGCAUGCUGGCCCACAUCCACAAGCACAGGUUCGAAGCAGAGGGGCGGGACUGGGACGUCCAGGCCGUCCUAUCAGAGAACAGGGAGCGCUUCGGCCCCAAGGGCCCUCUGGAGGUUCGUUCCGAGCGCCUCAUUCAGGAGGCGUUGCUAGGCAACCCCCAGAGCGUCUACCACAUCCUGAGAGACAAGAAGGUUCACCCCGAUGUGGGCGAUGCCCGAGGGCAUACUGCGCUCAUCGCUGCCACGAUGAACAGCCACAAGGAUGUCAUUCACCUGCUGCUGGACAGUGGAGCGGACAUCAACAAGCUGAACAGGGAGGGCAUGUCCGCCCUGGCCGUGUGUAACAUUCUCUACUACCCCAUCCAGUCGCUGCACCGCACCGUGGCUGAGAGGGACCCCCUGAGGCCUCCGCUCAAGUCCCAGGUAAACAAGUUGCAGUCCUGGUCCCAGUCCUGCCCAGUGGAGAGAAAAGCCCUCCUAGACAAGACCUCAGAACCCAGAUCGAAGACCAGAACACCACACGAUCACGAGGACCAACAGGCUGCCGGCAGAAGUCCGGACGACCACAACCACCAGGACCGUGCUGAGGAGGAGCAUGCUGGCCAGGAUAAUGACGCUCCUGGACCAGGGACAGGUCCGGACAGCGAAGGGUCCGGAGAGAUAGACCAGAGCUUCUAUAGUGACCAAUAUGAGAAGGAUAGCCAGGAUUCACCGGACACUAGCGUCAUGGAGGAGACAGAGGAGAGAGAGAAUCUGGAGGAGGAUGGAGAGGAGAGAGAGAACAGGGACGAGAGAGAGGACGAUGAUGAAAAGGAUGAGGAGGAUCCCGAAAGAGAGGAUGAGGAGGAGAGCGAGGCGGCGGGGCAUGGACAGGAGGGUGAGGAGCGAGAGAUGAGGCAGACGGGAGAGGAGGAAGGGGAGGAGGAAGGGGAGGAGGGAGGGGAGAGCGAGGAGAACACUGUUCAGGUUCUGGACAGAGUCUUCCCUGUGGGCUCCGUGUCCUGGAGAGAGGGGGCCAGGUCCCUGGAGGUCGGGGGGAGCCAGGGAGCCAGCGUGACCGAGCACCAGACCUUCAACUCGGCCCGCUCGGUCGCCAGUUUCCCCAUCCUGGUCUCAGAGGAAGUGAUGCAGCAGACUGCCGAGGCCUUGAGCCGGACGGGCCUGGUGUCAUCGGUCGAUACUGAUCCUCAGGAGACAGUCCGCAAGAUGGCGCUGAUCAAGGCAGAGCACCGAGCCCGGUGGGCCACCAUGACGCUGCUGCUGGACCGGGGGGCGGACCCCAAUGCCUCCAGGGUCCCAAUGCCCGUCCUGUUUCUGGCCACCAAGGCAGGCGACAUCGAGGGCGUUCGUAGACUUUUAGAGUGUGGAGCACGCACUGACAUAGCCCUGCCCCCAGAGCAAAACGGCCUGUACCCGCUGCACAUCGCCGCGGCGUUGCCGGGGGCGGAGGGUCCCAGGAUCACCGAGCUGCUGCUCCACGCCGUGGCCAAUCCCGACGUGCGAGCCCAGGACGAACACGAGGUCUUCCACCUGUCCGUCAUCUCCUCCAGCCUCCCCUCCUAUUUCCACUCUGCCUCCCGGGAAGCCCCUGCCGAGGGGGGCAGGACAGCCCUCCAUGUGGCCUGUCAGAGGGACAGCGACUACACCAACGCCAGAGAGGUGGUGUCUCUGCUCCUGUCGCACAAGGCCGGCACCCACCUCCUCUGGAGCGGCCACUCCCCGCUCUCCCUGGCCAUCGCCAGCGGCAACGACCUGGCCCUGGAUGAGCUGCUGGCAGGGGGGGCAGACCCAAACCUGCCCCUCACCCGCAGGGUGGGCAGUGCCCUGUGUGCCAUGACCAACAUCCACUACGACUGUGGAGCUCAUCCCCGCAACAGAACCAAGCUGCUGGAGAAGCUGAUGAAGGCAGGGGCCAACAUCAUGAUGCCCGUGGUGGUGGGUGAGGGCCGCAGGUUAGCCAUGGGCACCGCCGUGGACUACACCCACUACACAUUCCAACAGGACUGGCGCAUCGCCCACACCCCGUACCACGCCCUGAACCCGCGCGAGCGCGAGGCCUACAACGCCCGGAGGCAGACGCUCAGCCUGAUGGGAGAUCUGCUGAGGCAGGCCGUGGUGCGGCUGGAACGCCAACGCCUCGACAGGGAAGGUGUCAGUCCAACAGAUAUGUUUGUGUACCCUGGAGCAGGUGUCUCAGUCCCCCAGUUGAGGGCUGGCAGAAUGGAGGAGCAGCCUAGCACAGACUCCAUACAGCCCGAAGACUACAGGCUGGCCACUAGGAGAGACAGCAGGACGCAGAACGUCAGGAAGUCUCUGUUCAAGUACUGCUACCAGUGCGGGCGCUCGGUGGGCGUGACCCUGGGCGCGUGCAGCCGGUGCCACGAGGUGUUCUACUGCAGCAAGACCUGCAAGAUGAAGGCGUGGAACGAGCGCCACAAGGAGGAGUGCGUCCGCGUCUCAGGCAACAAACGCCUGAGCCUGGCGCAGAAAGUUCUGGAGACACACGAGCACUUGAAAGAGAACUACAGCUUCAUUUGAUCCCCCGACGCCACCGACACCACUUACAGAUUAUAUUAAAGCUCGAUGGGCGUAUUUC